UGCCUGUCAGUCUGUCUGUCUGUCUGUCUGCCUGCCUGUCUGAUGUUAGAGUGACCGAGCGAGUGCAGAAAGCUCCAGGCAGGGAGGAAGCUGUAGUGCGUCGCUCUUUCUACCAGCAGCUAAAACAACCCUGGAUGCCAUAAACAAACUGGUGCGCCAACAGCGCGUGUGUGUGUUCCGGUGAAGCAGACUCUGCACAGAGCUGCCCUGCAGGAACAGAGAGCUCUGAGGACCUUGCACUGGGGGGCACUGCCUGCCAGGUCAGGGAAGGGGGCUAGCAAUCACAAAACAAACUGUAACCGACGGGGGCGAGCUGACCAGCCCGGCUCCUGGAACCCAGCCCGGUUCAGGGAAGCGCGGCCUCUUCAAUGCAGUCAGUCCGAGUCACUGCUGAAGAUGCCAGCGUUCCCGCCGAGCACACUGCAGGGCAGAGAGCUGCGUUAAUGCGCUUUGUAUUACCCGCUGUGGAAACGGCUCGUUUACUGGACAGCGAGCCACAUGCUAACCCAGCAGCGGACACGAAAGCGGCUCUUAAUUAUUAACAGAGUCACGGGAAGAAAAGCCUUAACUGAGGAAUGAAAUAUGAGAACGCGGCAUCGGACUGAAACCAGAAAGAGGAACUGCGCCUUAUCUUCCUCUUCCUCUUCGCGCUCAGGCUGUGGGCACAUUAAGUAAACACCACGCGUUCCCGUUUGGAUGGACACGGGUUUCUCUCUCGGCUGUUCCCGGACGGGCUCGCCGAAGUUCAGCUCGUUUUCCGAGUCCAAGGCACAGCGAGAUCACAGCGUCCCGUGAGCGAUGGCUGCGUGUGUCGAUGUCAUCAUUGUCGGAGCUGGGAAUCGAGGCUCGAUCUACGCACACUUCGCUGUGGCGUUCCCUGAGCGCAUGAGGGUGGUGGGGGUAGCUGAUCCGAACCCUUUUUCCCGGGAGAGACUGCGGGAGCAGCACCGCAUCGAGGAGCACAAUGCCUUCACUGGUGUCACACAACUUCCUGAUGUAAGUCUCGCGGAUGCCGUCCUGAUCUGCACCCCUGACCGGCUCCACAAGGAGCCUGCAGUGGUGUUUGCUCAGAAGGGGUAUCACAUCCUGCUGGAGAAGCCCAUGGCUGUCACAGCGGAAGACUGUAUAGAGAUCAUGUCUGUCUGCUCAGAGAGUCAGGUGAUGCUGGCUGUGUGUCACGUGCUCAGGUACUUGCCUGCUGUUCAGAAGAUAAAGGAGCUGAUUGACUCAGGGGCGAUCGGUGAUGUCAUCCACAUCCAACACCUGGAGCCAGUUGGUUUCUAUCACUUCGCUCACUCAUUCGUUCGAGGGAACUGGCGCAGCGAGGCCGGCAGCUCCUUCUCUCUCCUCGCCAAGUCUUGCCACGAUAUCGACCUCAUCAACUACUGGGCGGGAGGACGCAGGUGUUUGAAAGUUUCGUCCUUCGGGUCUCUCUCACACUUCACUAAAGACAAUCAGCCUCAGGGAGCCUCGGAUCGCUGUCUCAGCUGCUCUGUGGAGGCCGGUUGCCCGUACUCUGCCAAGAAGAUCUACCUGGACAGAGUCACUCAGGGUGAGGUGGGCUGGCCCGUCUCUGUGCUGUGUUCCAGCUCGCUGCCCGACAUCGAGAGUGUGACGGAGGCUCUGUGCAGCGGACCCUACGGGCGCUGUGUGUACGACUGCGACAACGACGUCUGCACCAAUCAGGUGGUCAAUAUGCAGUUCGAGGUGGGUCUGACGGCUUCCUUCUCCAUGGUUGCGUUCACAGAGCAGAUGUGUCAGCGCAAGACCACCAUCUCAGGAAGCAAGGUGACGAACAGCAGCAGAGCCCUGCAGGCUGGGGACCUCCCGACUCUCUCAGGGAAAAGCACACUGGGGAGGGGAGGGCGACUAUCACCUCCGAAAGUGACCCACCACGUGGACCCCUCCCCCCCAGGGGCCUCAGGGCUGGGGGGCCACGGAGGGGGCGACUAUCACCUCAUGGACAGAUUCAUCUCUGCAGUCGCUAGUUGUGACCCGGCUCUGAUCCUGUCCGGCCCGGAGGAGACGCUGCAGAGUCACCUGCUGGUGUUCCAGGCUGAGCGAGCGCGCAGAGAGGGGGUGGUGCUGAGCGGCGGGGGAGAGGAGGGGAGAGACACUGUGAAUAAUAACCCGUGAUACACAGUAACUGCAGUACCGUGGAGUAACCCUGCUAUAAUCUACUCUGAGCCACUGGCACGCGAUUCACUGAAGCGAUUAAAAUGAGAGUUGAAUUGAAAUCAACCUCAAUGAAUUCUA
This is a messenger RNA of Polyodon spathula (Mississippi paddlefish), 2256 nucleotides long. RefSeq lists its product as uncharacterized. Bases 799 to 2136 code for a protein of 445 amino acids. The record is from RefSeq and is a predicted model, not a curated record. Gene Ontology annotation, molecular function: nucleotide binding. The transcript has 15 exons. NCBI's taxonomy places the organism in Eukaryota, Metazoa, Chordata, Actinopteri, Acipenseriformes, Polyodontidae.